AUGGUGCUAAUGAUUGGUCCUUCAAGGUCCUUUGGAGAGCUCUUCAUCAGCUCGUUCCAGAGGCCGCUUCGUUACCGUCAGGGCCUAUGGCUCUUCAUUUUCUUGGAUCCUUUUGACUCCGGUCCAGCCGUUGCUCUGGGCAAGGGUUAUCCAUCUGACGAUGAAGAUUUCAACCCAAACCGGAAGAAGAUGCUGUGCCAUGCCAAACGACUCUGCUCGUUUGAGUUCUUCCCGAAGAGAUACAUUGUAUCUACUGAUGAAAUGGCAAGAUGGGGUCUAUAUUAUACCGGGAUCCGCGACGAGACAGCUUGUAUUUUUUGCCGUCUGAUCAUUCACAACUGGGAAUACGGAGACAAUCCGUACGAGGAACACCGUAGGUUUUCCCCCAACUGCCCAUUGAUAAGAGGACGUAACAUCAUGGAUAUCCCAUACGAGAACUCUCACAAUCCUGACGACAUUAACACGGAAAAGGAAGGAAAGGAGAUGAUCGACGCUCUAAACAGACGAUCUCCAACGAGUUCCUUCAAAUCGGACGCUUCUUCUGAAUUGAUCGUGGACGAAGGCGAGGAUUCCCGCCAUUCCUCAGGAGCAGUCGAACAAGGAGGGGAGAAAUAAAAAAAGUGUCUUCGAUCCCCCAAUCGCUGCAUAUGUAUACAAACUCGGACUGAUUUUUAUGUUUAUCUGUAUGUACUUUGAUUCAUGCUUAAUCUUGUUAAUAAAGCA
Molecule: messenger RNA, 723 nt
Organism: Darwinula stevensoni
Lineage: Eukaryota; Metazoa; Arthropoda; Ostracoda; Podocopida; Darwinulidae
Source: the annotation of a GenBank genome assembly